ACAUUUCCCAUGAGCGCCCGACGGGUUGAAACUACACCAGACAACAUGGCGGGAAUCGCAGCGUUUCUGAAAAAUGCAUGGAACAAAGAGCCUGUUAUCUUUGUCUCCUGUGGGAUCGGACUGAUAGGUCUUGCUCUUCCAAUUGUCAGCCCCAUCACAAAGUACACAGGAAUGAUCAAUAGGUCUGUGCCGUACAACUACCCAGUCCCUGUGAGAGAUGAUGGAAACAUGCCUGAUGUCCCCGCUCAUCCCUGUGAAGCAAAAGGACCCAACUUGGAAUGGCUCAAAAAGUUAUAACUUCACAUUCACACAAUCAAAACUUGUGCCGUUCCCCCCGUUCAUAUGUGUCUGCAUCGCUGCUCCACCUGUCAGUGUCCCACAAUAAAGAUUUAUUUAAUUCUA
Messenger RNA from Plectropomus leopardus (leopard coralgrouper), 402 nucleotides. It is a transcript of the gene ndufa3, whose product is annotated as NADH:ubiquinone oxidoreductase subunit A3. The record is from RefSeq and is a predicted model, not a curated record. NCBI's taxonomy places the organism in Eukaryota, Metazoa, Chordata, Actinopteri, Perciformes, Serranidae. Gene Ontology annotation, cellular component: mitochondrial inner membrane; respiratory chain complex I.